AGGCUACAAUUGCUCUUCUCUUUAAAACCCUCUUGGCAAUUGUGGCUCGGUACUUGCUGUUGUAACUCCUUAUUCCAUUCUAGUUUUUUUUAAAGGAGUAAAGCGGGACAGGGGUGGGAGUGUUGGUUUCCAUUGUCAUGCAGCAUUUGGUUACAAGUGUUAAUGUUCCGUAGUCCUACACUUGCAGAUCAAGGGUAUCUUGAAAUGAGAGUAUAAUAUCAAUACUGCUAAAAUCUGCAUGUCCUCUGUGUGACUGAUACAGCGUUGCUAUUUCAUUUUUUUAAAGUAUCAGAAUGAAAGACAAAAAAUAAGAGAACCUAGUUGGGAAUAGUUUGUCAGCCCUUCCCCCAGACUAAUUCAGAAUUGACUCACCGGUAUGCUUGAGAACUGCAGUUAGUUAACUUUGUUACCUUCCAGCUAGGGGUGCUAGCUGUAGCUUAGAGGUGCAGUAGGCGGAUAGCUUUAGCAGUAAACUUUUCCAAUUUCAUAAACAUUUUUUGCAACCACAAAACCUGUAGCACACCACCGUACGAGCGAUGAGUAUGUUGGCAUUUUCAGUUGACAUAUGUAAAUAUUACAGUGUUUCCUCCAAAUAAUUAACAUUUCUUAAAAAAAAAAAAUAUAGCAUCACCAUUCAGAAGCUUGUUUUGGGGAAUUGAUAGUUAUUAAUGUACAUCUGUAUUAAUUGAUGGCAAACAUAACUGAUCAUUCCCCAGAAUCCUAUUUUUUCAUUGCAGUAUCUAACUUUUUGCCUCCUCUUUUUUGGUUUUGCUGGUUAUAAAGGUUUGGAUUGGAGAGGGCUCACUGGAUCCCAAUCCUUGGAGCUGGAUCAUUGGAUUCAAAUCAUAAUGUGGAUAGGAUAGGGAGGCUGAAUGGCAAGGAUUCAUGGAGCGGGAUCAGAUUACCAGGAACGUAGGAGUGGAUUCCUGCCCCAACCAAACCGCAUUCGUGUGGAUUUUUUUAUUCAACUCAAUUGGCUAUUCCAAAGAUUUUUCUUUCCUAUUUUUGACGAUUGGAGCCCUUAUGAUGCACGAUGGAGUUUUUCAUUUUUUGGUAAAAGGAGCAAAGCGAGGACCUGGAGAGGUACGCUGGAGCAAUCUCCUUGGAAGGAUUCAGCACGAGUAGAUGGUAAAUGUGAAAUGGGAAAAAGGGGGGUUUGUUUAAACAAAAAAAAAAAGUCAUUUCUCUAAAUUUAAAGUCAAAAAUUGGAGUUAAAGAUUAAGUAGGCUUUCAAUUGGCUAUUGCGUUUUUUUUCUUUGACAAAUAAAAUUUUUAAAAAAUCAUGCAUGGUUGUCAUCAUUUGUUGAUUGGAAAGUCUCUGCUUGCCACCACGAGCUGCAGCAUUGUUUGCGUUAGCAGACAAAAGGCUCCUGUGUUCAACAACGAUCUGCUGUUCCGCAGGAAGCGCCCGUGUUUGAGCUCCUGCAUGAAGGAGCGGUGCCCUGUGGGACAUGGAUGGAAUGUGUUAGCUGGGGGAAAAGAAGGACUUCUAACUGCUAACAAAAGGUGCUUUGCUUUUGGUAAUGAUAACAACCGAAGUGAUCGUGGAAGAGAAGCGUGAGAUCAGCCAGGCCCUGCAUUCCCCUCUGCCUUCCUCAGAAACUGCUCGGGCACUGCAGGCUGUGUCCCCACACCUGGGUUCUCCAGUGCUGGCAGACUUGGAGGCUGCGUGCAGAAGGCACAUCUAGUAUGGAGGAUGUGGAUGUUCCUUUGGUUUCCUGAUGAGCUGCCCGGAUCUGUUUGAAGAGGAAGUCGAGGCCGCGUGGAGAGCAAAUAGAGAAGGCACGAAGUUGGGAAAGCAGCAAAAGGGAACUGCCCCUGGCAGCGGUCUCCGUGACGCCAUCCCCGCUUAUUGACACACUGAGGGCUCUUCAGCCGCGCAGAGCUGUGAAAUUCAGAGCACGCGGCGUCGCUCCAGGAGCGGAGCAUAAACAGAGCGGGGCUCCUCCAAAGCUGAAAUAUUUGACGACGUUUUCUAUUCUUAGCCAUCCGAGCACACGCUCGCGGAACGGAGUCGGAGCGCUGCGUGUCGGCGGGCAGCCACGGGCUGGGGAAGCGCCGCGGCUUCCGCGCACGGCGGGGAACGGUGCGGGUCGCCGUGCGGGGCUCACACCCGCGCUGCGCUCUUGGAGCCGCGCGAGAGGCACGGAGAGCGGAAACGCCGAUCCCGCUUUGGUGGCCCGCAGCCCGCGAUGGGAGCCGACACCCGGGGUGCCGCAAGGGGACGGCACGGAACUGCCGCCCGGGGAGGGAGCAUCCCAGUGCCACCAUCCCCGCGCACCAGCGCACGACAGGGCAGCUAAUGGCGCCCUCACACCGCGCGUCGUUAACCGCUUCGUGGCUGCCGCGGCGCGGGGAGCCGCCCGGCCCUGCGGGCUUCAUGAGUUAUCCACGGCCGUUCCCUCUGCCAGCCCCGGGGACGGGCGCGCUCCCGGCUGAGGGCCGUCCCACCCCUGGCGGCGGCGGCGCGCGGCUUUGGGCAGCCGGGCGGCAGGCGGUGCUGCUGGCGCUGGGCACGGGGUGCGCGGUGGGUGAGCGGCAGUGCUCCCCUCCUCUCGUGCCGUGCGGGAAGAACGGGGAAGGUUUUGCCCCGAGAGGCAGGAAGAGCUGCCGCAGGCGGGCGCUAAGUGGGCCGGGGGGAUCCCACCGCCCCGCAAAGUCCCGCUGCACAUUCACCGCGCGCCCCGGCGGCAGUGGUGGCUGCUGAUGUUAUCGCCGUCCCCGCUCGGUGACUAAGGCAGCUGGAAGGUACAAGUUAAACAGCGCAGCGCGCCAAGUCACCUGCUGUGUGGGUUUGUCCAAAGCAGUGCCGCGUUAAUUAAGACAGAGGGUUUAAAAUCUAACCUUUGUUUAUUGUGCUUUGGGGCAUAGAAAAUGUAAAUAGGUGUUUUCAAACACUGUGGCUUUUUAUAUUUCCAGUUAUGAUUCUGCACAAAGGGAAGUUUGUCAGGCUUGGCAUGGGCUCGCCCUUUACCAACACUAUCCUGCAGCUCGUGCUCCCCUUGGGGCCGUCUGUGCUGCCCCGCUCCGCUCCCUGCAGCCUUCUGAGUGGGACAUCCCAGCUCUGUGGGGCUGCUCCCCGUCCCCCGCUCACGGCCCAGCCACGCUCAUCGAGAGGAUCCCGCUGCUGCUCCCCAUCCCCUCCCCUUACAACUUAGUAGGGAUGUGCUGAACGUUCUGCUCACUUCUGUUCCUGAAGGUGCUUUAUGCCCUCUCGGUUUACUGUAAAAAUAACCAAAAGGAGUUUGGCCUCCUCCGUACUGAUCAGGAUUUCUUCGAUGACUCAGUGAUACGCUCGGGUGGUUCCCUUCGCCUUUAAUUGAAGUGAGUGUGAGCCCUCCACGAAGAGCCCUCUCGCAAAGCCCCGUUAAUAAGCGUUAACAAAAAUAACCGAGCAGCCGGGAGAAAAGUGCCGCCAGCAGCAGCGAUUUCCCUCUCUGUAAGGGUGGGGUUCCUCUCUCAGCUCUCUGCGGCAGAUCGGAGUGCAGGGCAGGAGAUGACAGCCGCCCGGUGCCCCAUUUGGGCACAGCAUCCCAAACAGGAGCUGACCGGGGUGGGCUGCGGGGACGCCCAAUACCACCGCCCAGUGCAGUCCUUCAUUUGUUGGUAUGUUUGUCCCAGCUCAGGGCUCCUCAGCCCAGGGUCACUAUUUGGUGUGUUCCCCCUCCGUCUGUGUGUUUGGUUGUCCCAGUUCCCGCAGCCCACUGACAACACUUGGUGUGCUCUGUACUGUGUGUAUCAUAGCAGAGCUCUGCGGAACUCUUUUUUGAUGGCAACCAGAUUUUGGCCUUAUCACUCAUCUCCCACACGGGGGUUUUGAGGAAAAAACUGGCAGAUACCUGAAGGCGCACAAAACAGCUGCAAAUGCAGAUGCUGGCACAAGUGCUGCUGUUGUGCAGCAGGGUUGGGAGGUGGAGAAACGCAGUCUGUCCUUUACACCAGGAUGCAGCACUGGGGUCCCUGCCGCGUCCCCUGUGAGCCGGCACACCGCUGCAGCAGCGAACCCAGCCUGCCCAGCGUGCUGCCCGGACCAUCCUUUGCGCUAUCGAUCAUCCGACGCCCAGCAGAGUGAAAGCAGCGCCCAGCUCCCCGCUGAGGGGGGCAGGAGCACGGGACGCAUCACUGAGGUGAACCAGACGGAGCCCCCACGCUGAGCUCGGGCUCCGUGGAAACCGACGGUGACAAACAUCGGUGCGCGUCUGUGCAUAGCGAUGGGGCAGACGCUCACACGGCCAGGGGCUGAGCGCGGCGCCGCGGGGCUGGGCCUGGGAACGGCCGAGAGGAGCUGCGGGCAGAAAGGGAAAGCGCCGUCCUCAGCCCGGGCUCCCCGUGUCCCGGCUCCCAGACGCAGCCCCGUCCCUGCAGGCAGCGCCGCGGCUCCGAACCCUCACACGGCCGCGUCGGACCCACACGUGCGCGCUCCCGGCAGCGCCGUGGGGCAGCGGCCCCCCCCCGGAGCGCGGCUCGGCCCCAAUCCCGCCGCUCUCGGGGCUGCGCUUGAUGUGUGUAAACACAUAAUUAAGGGCACACGAAGCGUCCCAUCACCAACAGCAGGCAGCGCCGAACAGCCUGUUGCCUCUCCUGAGCUCUGCGGUAGAGCCACCCGAUCAGAAGCCGAUUCUGCCCUUACCGAUAACGCAGAAACCUCAACCCGCACCAGAAACAUUAAAGGAUGCUAUUGUUGGGAUUAAAAAGGAAAAACCUAAAACCUCCUUUGUGUGCACUUACUGCAGCAAGGCUUUCAGGGACAGCUACCAUUUGAGGCGCCACGAGUCCUGCCACACGGGGAUAAAAUUGGUGUCACGGCCAAAGAAAACUCCCACCACAAUGGUGCCCCUUAUCUCCACCAUCGCCGGUGACAACAGCCGAAGCUCCUUGGUGUCCACCAUCGCGGGCAUCCUGUCCACGGUCACUACGUCUUCCUCCGCCACCAACCCCAGCAGCAGCGCCGGUGCCACGGCCAUGGCAGUGACGCAGACGGUGAAGAAGCCCAGCAAGCCCGUCAAGAAGAACCACGCCUGCGAGAUGUGCGGGAAGGCCUUCAGGGACGUGUACCACCUCAACCGGCACAAGCUGUCCCACUCGGAUGAAAAGCCCUUCGAAUGUCCGAUUUGCAAUCAGCGCUUCAAGAGAAAGGAUCGCAUGACCUACCACGUGAGGUCUCACGAGGGUGGCAUCACGAAACCGUACACCUGUGGUGUUUGUGGAAAAGGCUUCUCGAGGUACCAUGUAGAAAAUCCCAGGCCUGAUCAUUUAAGCUGUCACGUUAAACAUGUUCAUUCAACAGAGAGACCCUUCAAAUGCCAAACGUGCACUGCUGCCUUUGCCACCAAAGACAGACUGCGGACACACAUGGUGCGCCAUGAAGGAAAGGUAUCGUGUAAUAUCUGUGGUAAACUUCUGAGUGCAGCAUAUAUCACCAGCCACUUAAAGACACACGGGCAGAGCCAAAGUAUCAACUGUAAUACCUGUAAACAAGGCAUCAAUAAAACAUGCAUGAGUGAAGAGACCAGCAAUCAGAAGCAGCAGCAGCAGCAACAGCAGCAGCAGCAGCAGCAACAACAACAGCAACAACAGCAACAGCAGCAGCAGCAACAGCAACAACAACAGCAGCAGCAGCAGCAGCAGCAGCAUGUAACAAGUUGGCCUGGAAAGCAGGUAGAGACCUUGAGAUUGUGGGAAGAGGCCGUCAAAGCAAGGAAGAAAGAAUGUCAGUUCACCUUUGAGAAGGCUAUAGAGUACGUACCAUUCGAAGCUGCUAACUUGUGCCAAACCUCCACUGCUGCUACUACGCCUGUGACUCUUACUACUCCAUUCAAUAUAACGUCCUCUGUGGCUUCUGGGACUAUCACAAACCCAGUCACAGUGGCAGCCGCAAUGAGCAUGAGAAGUCCAGUAAAUGUAUCAAGUGCAGUUAAUAUAUCCAGUCCGAUGAACCUAGGGCAUCCUGUAACUAUAACAAGUCCAUUAUCCAUGACAUCUCCAUUAACGCUCACCACACCAGUCAAUCUUCCCACCCCAGUAACCGCUCCAGUGAAUAUAGCACACCCAGUCACUAUCACGUCUCCCAUGAACCUCCCCACACCGAUGACGUUAGCUGGUCCCUUAAAUAUAGCAAUGAGACCAGUAGAGAGCAUGCCUUUCCUGCCCCAGGCCUUGCCCACGUCUCCUCCCUGGUAAAGAAUUUCUCAACAGUAUUAAAAGGAUUAAAAUGGAAUCCUUACCAGCAGUUCUUUUUUGGGGUUUGUUUGCUUGUUUUGUUUUGGUUUUGUUUGUUUUUUGUUUUUCCCCUUCCCCGCCCCACCCCUCCCCUUUUUUUUUUUAAGUUAAUAAUAAAUUCAAUGUAAGGCACCGUGGUAACGCACCGUCAGAGAGCGUAGUAGCAUCUUCCCCUGUUGAUUUGGCUCGUGUGGUUCAAUCUUGAGUUUCACUGGAGCACUUCAUUAACGUGAGUUGUACCUUUUAGCUGACUGAUGACAAUUAGAGCAGAUACGUAUUUGCCAGAGGUUUUUUGUUGUUUUUUUUUAAGGAAGUCAUUAAAAACCAGUUUUAUGUUUUAUCCCCCGAAUAACUUAGACAAUUAUUUUAAUCUAAACACUAGCAAAGACCCCCUUUGUAUCUUUAAGAGGGCAGAUGGCUAAUUGUAACUUGCCAGUCCUUAGGUCCGUUUUUUUGGGCUAGUGUAGAAUCUUUGUCUGUGUUGAUGGUAUUUUUGUUUUGUUUUGUUUUUGGUUUUGGUUUCUUUUUUUUUUUUUUUUAAUGAGUAAAUGAAUUACAAUGUUGUCAUUUAAAAAAUGCAUUUUGGAUGAAAUAUGCAUUUUACCUUUGGGAAUAUGAUAAUUUCAGGCAGCAUUCCCUAUGGGAAAGGUGAUACCAGCUCUGAUAUGCAAAGCAUAUGAUAACUUAUCAUUCUAACUUCAACAUAUAAUAGGGAUUGUGACCUGAUAUUUGGAGAUGUAAAUAUUACCCAACAUAUUACCCUAAGGGAAUAUAGCAUUGUAGUCAACAUUUUUAAAAAAACAAACUGUUAUUGUUUGGUGAGAAACAGCCGUGGCUGACAGAAGAGGAGUCGAAAUGUAUGUAAGCAUGGUCUCUGAGCAGUCAGACCCCUAUGGGACUCUUACCUAGGAGCAAAAGGAGUGCUUUGAAACUUAAGAAACAUUGCUUUAAGCUGGAAGAUUCUGGAGGCACUGGGUGUGAUUUUUAUGCCCUCUGCCUCCCAAUCAGAACCUGCUGGUGUUACAGCAGGGGACAGACGUGUUAGUUGUUCACUAGAAGUUUUGUCUUAUAUUAAAUUGUAUACAGUUUUUAUUCUAACCACUAACUAGGUAGGAUGCCCCUUCAGGACAAGCAGAGAGCGUCUUUUAAUUUCUCCCCUAUUUCUUAAUCAAGUGUUGUGCAAAUCUGUUCAACUUUGUAAAUAUUUGCAAACAUCAUCAUUUUUACGUUAUUCUUCUAUUGUGUUAACACAUUUCUAUCAAUUUGUGGGAGUUCUGGGGUGACGGCCUGAACUGUCUAGCCCAGAACUACCCUACAAAUGGUCACACAUGUUUAAGCUACAUGUGCUUUUUAUUUCUUAACCUGUUUAUCUGUACAUAACGUAGAAAGCAAAAUCUAGGGAAACAGAUAUACUUUUUAGACUAUCAUGUCACAUAUUCACAUUUUUAAAACUUUGUUUAAAAAAAAAAACAAAAAAAACCCCCACCCUAAAACCAAGACUCUACAUUAAAAAAACAAAUAAUAAUGAGUUGAGAUGUUUUUAUUUUAAUGAAGCUGAAAGCUAUGGAGAUUAGCGUGUGCGCAUUUUCACAGAGUGCUAGCAGGACUGACUAGUCAAAAUGGACUGCUUCCGUUCCUACCCUGCCGUGUCAGUACAAGCAGUGAUUGCCAGACUUCUGGGUCAGGUGACAGGUAUCUGUAUCAUUACGUGAAACUGUUCUAGGGGCUUGGACUACAUAGUAAAACAAAAACAAAAAAAAAAGAGCUUAGUGUAAAAUAAUUUUAUAAAUGAUCUUUUGUACUUUAGGACAUCAAAUUGUACAACUUUUGUAUAUAUAAAAGCUUAGGAACUUUCUGUUUAGCAGAAAGGAAACACAUUCCUACACUUUUAAUGUAUAUGUUUGUUAUAAUGUCCAUGUAAACAUAUGCCCUAUGUUUGUGCCUUUUAAUUAGUUUGUCUCAAUAAACAAAAAUGUAGAGAAGAA
Molecule: messenger RNA, 8204 nt
Organism: Gallus gallus (chicken)
Lineage: Eukaryota; Metazoa; Chordata; Aves; Galliformes; Phasianidae
Gene: VEZF1
Product: vascular endothelial zinc finger 1
Exons: 8
Coding region: 4828-6180 (450 amino acids)
Biological process (GO): regulation of transcription by RNA polymerase II
Cellular component (GO): nucleus
Molecular function (GO): RNA polymerase II cis-regulatory region sequence-specific DNA binding; DNA-binding transcription factor activity, RNA polymerase II-specific
Source: RefSeq, a predicted model, not a curated record